UUGAAGGCUCGCGAUAUUACCGCAUCUGCAAACGCCCACCUGCUUGAAUGAUGGGAGACACGCGCGAUGAGCUCCCGGAAGCUCCGGUUGCACCACCGAAAAAGAAAUCUCUCUUCAGCAAACCUACAUUUUCGAAACCCCAAGAGCUGGAAGAAGGCAUCGAUUUCUUCAGCAGAGCAAAAGAGCUCUACCCUCGUAGGCUCGCCGAAGAAGAGCGGAGGCGGCAGAGGAAGCUGGUGAAAUUGGAGCGCAAGAGGUCCACCGCCAGUGCAGAAAGGAAAGCGUCCAGUACUCCAGAGAUCAAGCGGCGUCGUGUUUCUGCAGAACCAGAGGAUAAGAACGAGCACUCUUCUGACAGCUCACCCAAUAACGAUCUUCAGGAUGAAGUAUAUUCGAGCCGAGGCGAAUCUACACUUUCGACACCCGGCCCGAAGUCGAAAUCGAAAUCGGAAUCGGAUUCACAACAGAGAUUACAAGCUUCUCCAACAACGCUUUCAGCACGGUAUGGAAGGGACCUUGAGACGAAGAACCAGAAGAUUUCGAAAGAGAAGCCAAUAGCCAAGGGCUAUAUAUCUUUGAGUGACAGUGAAGAUGAAGGAGUGACAGUGAAGCAAUCAGUUCCCGACCCUUUUAGUGUAGAUGAUGAUGAUGAUAUCUAUAUGGUCCCAAGUGCGAAACCUUCACCCGAGGAAGAAGAGUCUCGACUCUCUGACGAAGAAUUUCCGGAGUUGAUUCAACGUGCGAGAGAAAAAGAGAAGAAGAAGGAACUUGAACGUCUCAAUACUCAGAAAUCAUUUGCCGAGCAGAAUCAUGGGACUGGUGGGCGUCUAUCAGCAGCUGACGACGUCUUCCGGGAACCCAAGGCCCCAGAGGCCGAUCCAGUCGUUGAAAUCCUAGUCUCGUCUUGUCUCGAGGGCACGAAGCCUCUAAUGGUCCGAAGAAAGCUAACUCAACGUCUGAAAGAAGUCAGACUUAGCUGGUGUGAUAAACAGGUCAUAGGAGGCCAAUAUUUGCCACCAGAAAUCAAAGCCUCAAUAUUUCUCACGUGGAAUGGCAAAAGACUGUUCGAUGCUUCUACGUGCAAGCACCUGGGCAUCAAGGUGGGUUCGAACGGGAAAUUAUCCUCUGAGGGGAAGGGCAUUGAUGAACAUGGGAGGUUACACUUUGAAGCUUGGACGGAAGAUGCGUUCAUGGCUUACCAACAGCAACAGCAGCUUCAGCAAGAGCGUGGCGGCCGCGAGGAUGAGCCAGAGCAAGAGGAGGAAGUAGCUGUUGAGAGGGUCAAGUUGAUUAUGAAGGCAAAGGACAUGGAGCCUUUCAGAAUGAGGGUAAAAGCAACGACGUUGAUCCAGAAGAUGGUUGACGCAUUUUGUCUCGAAAGGAACAUCCCAGAGGGAAAAGACGUUGCGUUAUACUUCGACGGCGAUAAACUCGAUCCGGCUUCGAAGAUUGAGGAUACAGAGCUGGCUGACAUGGAUACGGUGGAGGUGCACAUUCGAUAAU
This is a messenger RNA of Amorphotheca resinae ATCC 22711, 1503 nucleotides long. RefSeq lists its product as hypothetical. Gene Ontology annotation, molecular function: protein binding. The transcript has 2 exons. Lineage: Eukaryota; Fungi; Ascomycota; Leotiomycetes; Helotiales; Amorphothecaceae. The record is from RefSeq and is a predicted model, not a curated record. The coding region runs from base 48 to 1502 and encodes 484 amino acids.